AUGUCGACCACCGAUCUCACGGACCCGGCUGCACAGGCUGCCGCUGCAGCUGCUGCCGAGGCAGGACGACAGUUCACGAUCGAGGCCUGGACACUUUACGGCAUCGGAGUGAUCGUUACGGCCUUGAGGACGUACGCCAGAGCAAAGGCCGUUGGGAUCCGGAAUUUUCGGGCUGAUGACUAUCUGGUGUGGGGAGCAGUUCUUUUUUACACAGUCCAAUCGACCCUAGCCUACUCCGUUGGCAACAUAGCUCAUGGGCUCGCCAAUAAUGGUAUGACAGACGAAGAGCGAGCAGCACUAUCUACUAGUGAUCCGGAAUAUCAACUGAGAGUCAUCGGCUCGAAGAUUCAGAUUGCUGGGUGGACCACUUAUUCCGCACUCAUCUGGCUGCUGAAGCUUGCGAUGCUGGUCUUCUACCUUCGACUUACGGAAGGUCUAGGUCGCCGAUAUCGCAUGCGCAUCUGGAUUGGCUUCGGUCUGGUGAUCGGGACAUUUGUCGCCUCUCUUGGAGCAGUGUUCUUGUCGUGCAUUCCAUUCAGCAAGUAUUGGCAAAUCAGCCCGGACCCUGGUAAUUCCUGUCAAGCUGCCGUAUCGUUACCGAUCAUCUGGACCUCCUUCGCCGCGAACGUCUCAACCGAUAUAUAUCUCAUCCUAAUUCCUAUUCCUCUUUUAUGGGAAUCAACAUUGAGGCUCGUCAAAAAGAUUGCGUCGACCAUCGUGCUUGGUGCAGGUAUCUUCGUCCUGGUCUGUGCCACGCUGAAGAGCAUAUUCGUCCUCGUGGAUCCCGUCAAUGGUGCCCAACUUGCCGGCGCAUGGGGUACUCGCGAAACCUUCGUCGCGGUCGUCACCACGAACCUUCCUAUGAUCUUUCCUCUCAUUAGAACAUAUCUCAAGCCUCUUUGGCCCAAUGUCUUACGAUCAUCCAAGAACACGAAAAAGGCAUACAAGACACCGAGCGGCUUCCAAACUAUCGGGGGCGGCCACGGGGAUUCAUCGCGCCGGACUGGUCCUCCAAGCGCAAACCCUGUUGCCUCCAACGUCACUUUCACCGAAAGCGAGGAACGCAUAAUGAGCGACGUUAAGUUGCAAAACCUUAGAGGCUCUUCCACGCCUACAUCAGGCAAACCGUCGAACGGUAUUGUGGUGUCGAACGAAGUUGAGGUCAUUACCGAGGACAGAACCAGCCAAUUUGGUGAGCAGCGCCCUCAACGAGCACAUGAAGCUUGGUAG
Messenger RNA from Colletotrichum paranaense, 1230 nucleotides. RefSeq lists its product as uncharacterized. Lineage: Eukaryota; Fungi; Ascomycota; Sordariomycetes; Glomerellales; Glomerellaceae. The transcript is spliced from 6 exons. The record is from RefSeq and is a predicted model, not a curated record. Bases 1 to 1230 code for a protein of 409 amino acids.